Guyanagaster necrorhizus is the source of this 1129-nucleotide messenger RNA. RefSeq lists its product as uncharacterized. The record is from RefSeq and is a predicted model, not a curated record. NCBI's taxonomy places the organism in Eukaryota, Fungi, Basidiomycota, Agaricomycetes, Agaricales, Physalacriaceae. The transcript has 2 exons. Bases 38 to 958 code for a protein of 306 amino acids.
CGCGGAGAAUCAUCCUUACUUCAAUUUCAGUCCUUCGAUGUCGACGUCGCCGCCACCGUCCGUCUUGACAAAACAACGUCCUCGACAUCCGCCACGCAAUUCUUCGUUCAGCAAGCGUCAUGCAUCCUUCGACCCGCCCAGGGAGGUGCCUCUGCAGUCGGCGGACCCAUCCCCGUACAGCGAAGAACAAGUCGAGUCGGACUGGACGAAUAUAACAACGACGUCGGGUGCCUCGACGGGCCAGCAGAUUCUGCCGUAUCCAAGGCCUUACUCGCUGCCAUCGCAGAGUUCACCCGCCGCCCCAAUUCUCGCCGCUGCUGUUCCGUCUCAAAUUGAUCGGACGUCGUCUGCUUCCCUGCCAAUACCACCCCAGAUUCCUUUCCAUACCCUUCCAAAAGCAGCGCCGGUUAUUGAAGAGGAUGAACACCCAGGACCCCUUCCUUCACCUCCCCUGCCUGAGCCACAGUCCCAGACUCAACAGUCGACGUCUCUCCCAGUCCCGACACCUAUUCCUAGACCUCCCUCUAUAUCAAGGACCAGGCCCUCUUCUUCUGCAUCUUCCUCUUCAUACCCACCGCCCGAACCUCCAACAAUCCUUCCUUCACAACAACCUCCGGCCCAUUCGGAGCCACCGAUAGCCCCCCAUGAACCAUUCCUAUCGAACGCACCCCCGCCUCCAGACUCGUGGAUCGAAGUCGAGACCACUCCCCAUGAGUACCGUCUCAACGUGUGCUUACCGGGUUUCAAACGUGAUGCCAUAACACUAGCUACGAAACGGAGGCGUAUAUUACAUGUCGUCGCAGACUCAUGGGACGCUGGUGGAGGUCAUUUCGAAAGGCGUAUUUCAUUCGGUUAUGACGCCGACCUCGUCCAGGUCCGUGCCGAAUUCGACGGUGAAAUGCUCCGAGUCAUCGUGCCCAGAAGAGCGCCUGGAAGCGGGGGCAUCUGGUCGAAUUAACGUGUUUUCGUUUUCCUUGCCUCGUUAAUCGUUUAUCAUCAUUCAUAUCUAUACAGUACUAUUCUAGUAUACCUCUCAUUUACUCACGUAUCAUACGAUCGGACUAAAUACUAUCCCUUCCUAUCAUUUUAUUGUUUUUCAUGAAUGUUACCAUGCAUAUGCACCUGCUAU